UACAACUUUCAGUAUCAGUAAACUCCUUUUGAAGUACUCAGUACUCUUUGUUUCCUGCAAAUUUGUGGUAGAGGCUCUCCGUGACGUCUCUGGCUUCUGUGAUGCACAGCAGAGAAGCAAAACCAGUCCUACUUUGAAAAGCCCACAAACAACUUCAGGUCUGAAGAGGUUGUACCACAGCUGUGACAUCUAGCAGAUGAGGCAAAGAGGAGGAGGAGACUCACUCUGAAGCUGUGCUGCUGUUGUGCUCAUGAACCAGGAGGGAAGGUCAGCACACCAGCUGCUCUGUUCAAACAGGAAUUCAGCGCUGCAACCACAAGAGGAGCCAAAAUGAACGAGAUAAACAAACCAGCGAGCAACUUCAGCAACUCCAGUGACUCCAGUAACUCCAGCUGUCCGUCCAUCGAUGACUUCCGUAACCAAGUUUACUCCACAUCCUACUCCCUCAUAACCGUUUUUGGUUUCGUUGGGAACUGCUUCGCCCUGCUGGUGCUGUUUAGAACAUACCGCCAGCGCACCCCCUUCCAUGUGUACAUGGUCAACUUGGCGCUGUCGGACCUGCUGUGCGUCAUGACGCUGCCGCUAAGAGUUAUUUACUAUGUCAGAAAGGGCCAGUGGAAUGAAGGAGAUUUUCUCUGUCGCAUCAGCUCUUACCUUCUCUACGUCAACCUAUACUGUAGCAUUUAUUUCAUGACCGCCAUGUCCAUCACGCGCUUCUUGGCCAUCGUCUUCCCUGUGCGCAACCUCCAUCUGCUGACGGUGAACCGUGCACGCGCCAUGUGUGUGGGCAUAUGGCUCUUUAGCAGUCUGUCAUCUUCCCCUUUUUUGAUGUCUGGACAUCAUUUGGACACGCAAGAAAAUAAAUAUAAAUGUUUUGAGCCUCCUAAACUUUCAAGUGGUAAAGAGCUGAGAAAGCUACAGGUGCUUAAUUAUUUGGCUCUGGUGUUCGGUUUCAUCCUGCCCUUCCUGGUCAUCCUCAUCUGCUACGCCGGCAUAGUCCGCGCGCUGCUCUCCCGCACCAGUGCCGCCCGCCGGCAGCAGGGCACAGCUGCCAAAGCCAUCCGUAUGAUCGUCGUCGUCCUGCUGACCUUUCUAGUCUGCUUCAUGCCAUACCACGUGCAGCGCACCUUGCACCUGAAUUUCCUGUCUCGGGAAGAUUCAACUUGUGAAGAGCGGAUCGCGAUGCAAAAGUCUGUGGUGGUGACGCUGAGCCUGGCAGCUGCCAAUUCCUGCUUUGAUCCGCUGCUUUAUUUCUUCUCUGGAGAAGGUUUCCGCAGCCGCAUGUCAUCCCUGCGUCAGGCCAGCACCAUCCGGCGCGCGGCCAAGCUGCAGCCCAUCACGGGGUCAGAGUCUGUGGGGAAGCACCAGCUGGAGGCCAGUUAGAUUACAGCAGGAGCGCAGGGAAUAGGGUUGUCCUCAAACGAGCAGAUUGAGAGCUCGACUGACCUCACUGAUGUUAAAAGAGAGGAAAUUGUAGAAAGAAGAUGAGUAUCAGAAAGGAGAAAAUUAACCUAUUUGCAUGUUUCAUGAAAAUGUACCACAAUUAAACAAAAAUGAAGGAAAUAAGAGAGGGCACAUUUGUUCAGUAUUUAAAUGACAUGAUGGUAUAAUGUAAAUAGCGGCCUAUCGUGAUCCAGAAGUUGCAUAUAAUAAAAAUAUGUGCAUUAUAUUGAUGUAUAAAUGCAUUUCAGAUGAAGUUAAAGAUAGUUGCAGUGGGGUGGUUUAGUGUCCACACCGUUGUUCUGUGUCAUGCCAGAUGCAUACAAAGGGUUAAAGUCAUAUUUAGCAAAAUAUGGUUGACUAAAUGCCACGAAAAAUGCUGCAGAUAUUUAUUUUUCUUUUACUUAUCCUUAACAACUGUUUUUUUAUGCAAAAAUAUUUUUUUUGUAUAUAUUUAGAUGAUUUUUACCAUGAUUGUUUAUGUGAAUUAUUACAUUUCUCAUGCUGUGAAGUUAUUUUGACACGUUUGUUUUUAUGUUUUUUGUUCUUUCUUUAUUCUGUCAUGUACUAUUGACAUGCUAGUUUUUACAAUUUAUACAUGCACUUGAAAUAAAUAUUUGGAUUUGUGCCUUUUAAAUAAACAAAGUGGCAUUUUGGCAAAAUCA
Messenger RNA from Melanotaenia boesemani (Boeseman's rainbowfish), 2105 nucleotides. It is a transcript of the gene cysltr1, whose product is annotated as cysteinyl leukotriene receptor 1. Gene Ontology annotation, cellular component: plasma membrane. Lineage: Eukaryota; Metazoa; Chordata; Actinopteri; Atheriniformes; Melanotaeniidae. Gene Ontology annotation, biological process: G protein-coupled receptor signaling pathway. The transcript is spliced from 2 exons. The coding region runs from base 331 to 1383 and encodes 350 amino acids. Gene Ontology annotation, molecular function: leukotriene receptor activity. The record is from RefSeq and is a predicted model, not a curated record.